Molecule: messenger RNA, 597 nt
Organism: Hyaloscypha bicolor E
Lineage: Eukaryota; Fungi; Ascomycota; Leotiomycetes; Helotiales; Hyaloscyphaceae
Exons: 1
Coding region: 211-396 (61 amino acids)
Molecular function (GO): flavin adenine dinucleotide binding; oxidoreductase activity
Source: RefSeq, a predicted model, not a curated record
GUGCUGCCAAUCCCGCUUGGGGGAAGACGAUUGUGCAUUUGAGUAAGUGGCCUCUAUCCCCAAUCAAAAUCCAAAAGUAUGGUGCUCAAAUGACUGCCAUAAAUAGCGAAUUCGGUGACUUGGCCCGCUCUCGACCCAGCAGCACAAGCUGAGCAGGAGGGCCUCUUGACAAACUCUUAUGUGGCUGCCCUACGGGCCUUGGCUCCUGAUAUGGGCGCAUUUGUGAACGAAGUUGAUGCAAGUGAGCCUAGUUUCCAACAGGCGUUUUGGGGCGAGAAUUAUGAGAGGCUUUUAGAGAUUAAGACGAGGGUCGAUCCGGAGGACGUCUUUUGGUGUAAGCCAUGUGUUGGAAAGGAGAGGUGGGAGGAGGUAGAGAAUAUGCUUUGCAGGACUUGAAGGGGUCUUAAGAUUGUUUGAUGGGGCAACCGUAAUGCUGUUGUUAUUAUGGAAUCUCGGGAUGAUAUUUUCCAUAGGUAGAAGCCUCCAUGAACUCUCUUCUAGUCUAUGUUGCAACUAGAGCUAUUGAAAUUGCGAUUGCUCCGCCGAGAGAAUUGAAGAAGCUAGCAAGGGCGUUGCUCGUUGGCAUAUCUUUAGCGC